Diversispora eburnea is the source of this 903-nucleotide messenger RNA. The record is from the annotation of a GenBank genome assembly. NCBI's taxonomy places the organism in Eukaryota, Fungi, Glomeromycota, Glomeromycetes, Diversisporales, Diversisporaceae.
AUGGGUCAAGAUAACGAAACUGAAAAAAUUAAAGAAAAUGAUUUAAUUACAGAUAAUUCACAACAUAAUGAAGUUCUUCCUGUCGAAAAUGUAGAAAAUAAGGAAAAUAUAGUAAAAUUAGAAGGCAAAGAAUCUAAACGAAUGAGGUCGAAUUCUGGAACGAAUUCAACGAAUUCCGAAAUUAAUAAAGACGUUGAUGUUACCACAACUUCUAAAUCCUCGUCCUCACCUACUUCUACGAAUAUUGAACCUAGAGAAAACUUCAUAUCUCAAGCUGUCAAUUUUCUUUCUAGUCCUAACGUUAUUAAAGCUGAAGAAGAAAAAAAAACUCAAUUUUUAUUGAUGGUUCCUCCAAGAACGUAUUCACCACAAACUCUUCCUUUAGUAAACGUCCCUCCACAAAAACAAAUCAUAGGAAGACCAAAAAUUUGGAAGAAUCUUUUAUAUGUAUUACUUUUUACUGGAGUUUUCAGUGUAGCACUUAUUACUGCAAUUAAGAAAUUACUUGGUCCAGUGGAUUCAAUAACCUUUUCUUCAGAAGAUAAAUAUGAAAUGUUAUCAUCAAACCCUCCAUCAUUAUUGGCUCCACUUUCUAACGAUUUAUCAAAUUUAACUGAACGAAUACAUACUCAUCAAAAAAAUGUAUUAAAAAAUGAAGCGAUGGAAGAUUUACAACAAUCAUUAACAUCUUUAGUAACUUACCUUUCGGCUAAUUUUCAUUUAUUAACAAAUAGUUGGUCAGUUUAUGGUAAUGGACGUUAUCGUAAUGAUCCAACCGCGGAACAAGUUAAAACUGAAAUUAGAAGUAUAAAAGGAUUAUUAAUUGGUCGUAGUAAUUUUCCUAAAAUUCCCAUUAAUCGUUCUUCAAUAGUAAGUCAGAAAGUUACAGCAAGAAAAUCGUAA